AUGCUUGCUUGCUUGCUUGCGGCAGUAGCAUUCUUCUUUGGUAUUUCUUCUUCAGGUCAAGUCUGAAGCUAGCCAUUUCUUGUGCCAAACUGACACUCUUCAGUCUCUUCGCUUCUUUGUGUUCAUGGGCUUGGAGGCUUCUUGAUUUGGGUUUGGCUGGUGAGUGUGAUCGCCCAAUCGAGCAAGAAUCGAUAGGUUUCGAUUUCUACAUCAACGAGGUUACCGAGGAUUGCCCAAGAUGAAGAUGGAACCUUUUGCUUGGUUGCUGUGGAUUCUUGUUCUAUCCUCGAUUCUGGAGGAUGUGCGAGCACAAUCUAAACCGAUCUUGAUAAACUGCGGCUCAGAUUCUACCACCGAUGUGGAUGGUAGGAAAUGGGUUGGGGAUUCAUCUCCCAAGAACUUCACCCUCAGCUUGGAAGGAACAGUGGCCUCAGCUCCAACUGUUGAUGGAGAGGAGACAUAUGGAGAUUUAUACAAGGAUGCCCGCAUCUUCAAUGCAUCCUCAAGCUACAAGUUCAGUGUCGCCGCCGGCAGCUACUUCCUCCGGCUCCAUUUCAGUCAGCUGCCAGCCAAUUUCAGCACCAAAGAAUCACUCUUUGAUGUCUCAGCAAACAGCCUGAAGCUGGUUACCAAGUUCAACGUGCCUGCAGAAAUCGACUGGAGGAACUCCAAGACCAACUCCACCAGCCGUGCCAUUGUGAAGGAGUACCUUCUCAAUGUUACCUCAAGCAACUUGGUGAUCGAGUUCUCCCCCGACGCCGAAGCGUUCGCCUUCAUCCAUGCCAUGGAGAUUGUACCUGUGUCUGGCGACUCCAUUUUUGAUUCAGUUAACAAGGUUGGUGGCUAUGGCUUGAAGGGCCCUUUCAGUCUUGGUGACAGUGCAGUUGAGACAAUGUACAGGAUCUGUGUGGGGUGUGGCAAGAUAGAGAGCAAGGAGGAUCCCGGUUUGUGGAGGAGAUGGGAUUCAGAUGAGCAUUUCAUAUUCUCUCUGAGCGCUGCGCGCUCCAUCUCCAAUUCUUCCAACAUUAGCUAUGUGUCAAGUGAUGAUUCUGCGUCGGCGCCUUUGAGGCUCUAUGAAACUGCCAGGGUGACUACGGAGAGUUCAGUCAUGGAUAAGAAGUUCAAUGUGUCUUGGAGCUUCAAUGUUGACCCUGAUUUUGAUUACCUGGUCCGGUUGCAUUUCUGUGAGCUGGAGUAUGACAAGGCGGAGCAGCGCAAGUUCAAGAUUUACAUAAACAACAAGACUGCUGCUGAGAACUACGAUGUGUUUGCGAAAGCCGGGGGCAAGAACAAGGCUUUUCAUGAGGACUUCCUUGAUGCUGCCUCACCGCAGAUGGAGACUCUUUGGGUUCAGUUGGGAUCUGAGUCCUCAGCAGGUCCUGCAGCGACUGAUGCACUUCUGAAUGGCAUGGAGAUCUUUAAGGUCAGUCGGAAUGGAAAUCUUGCUCAUCCACCUGUGAGGAUUGGUGGUUUCGACAGUGGCAUGGGGAAGCCGAAACGAAGCCCCAAGUGGGUACUGAUUGGUGCAGCUGCUGGUUUGGUGAUUUUUGUGUUAAUUGUUGGUGUUCUUUUUAUAUGUUUCUAUUUGCGACGGAAGAAAAAGACUUCAGACAAUGAGACCAAGGAGAGCUCACCAGGUUGGAAGCCACUUGUGCUUCAUGGUGCUGUAGCAACUGGUACAAAUUCCCGCUCCCCGACUCUUCGCACAGCAGGUACGUUUGGGAGCAACAGGAUGGGAAGGCAGUUUACUGUUGCAGAAAUCAGAGAAGCCACCAUGAACUUUGAUGAUUCCUUGGUGAUUGGAGUUGGUGGUUUCGGCAAAGUCUACAAGGGAGAAAUGGAGGACGGCAAGCUGGUGGCAAUUAAGAGGGGGCAUCCAGAGUCUCAGCAGGGCGUGAAGGAGUUUGAAACUGAGAUUGAGAUCCUCUCAAGGCUGCGACACCGGCACCUAGUGUCCUUGAUUGGCUACUGUGAUGAGCAAAGUGAGAUGAUCUUAGUCUACGAGCACAUGGCAAAUGGUACCUUGAGGAGUCACCUAUAUGGAAGUGACCUUCCUGCUCUUACAUGGAAACAGAGGCUCGAAAUAUGUAUUGGCGCAGCCCGGGGGCUUCACUACCUUCACACUGGACUUGACCGGGGUAUAAUCCAUAGGGAUGUCAAGACGACCAACAUCUUGUUAGACGACAACUUUGUUGCAAAGAUGGCAGAUUUUGGUAUCUCGAAAGAUGGUCCGCCCUUAGAUCAUACUCAUGUUAGUACUGCUGUUAAGGGGAGUUUUGGUUACCUUGAUCCGGAAUAUUACAGGAGGCAGCAGUUAACCCAAAGUUCAGAUGUGUACUCUUUUGGCGUUGUGCUGUUUGAGGUGCUAUGUGCUCGGCCAGUCAUAAAUCCGGCCUUGCCGAAAGAUCAGAUAAACCUUGCUGAGUGGGCUCUCAAGUGGCAAAAACAGAAGUUACUUGAGACCAUAAUCGACCCCCGGUUGGAAGGAAACUACACACUUGAGUCCAUCAGGAAAUUCAGUGAGAUAGCCGAAAAAUGCCUCGCAGAUGAAGGAAAGAACCGACCUUCAAUUGGCGAAGUCCUGUGGCACCUAGAGUGUGCUUUGCAGUUGCACCAAGGUCAUUUGCAAAGUGCAAAUGCCUGUGAUUUACCACAGCCUGAACUGAAGCUAUCUGAUGCAUCUGUCGAUUUAGGGUGCAUAGAAGAGGUUGAGGAAUCCUGUCGUGCAGAAUCCCAGGAUGUGAAUGGUGAAUUCGUAGAUAUCAAAAUUGAGGUUCCAUGAUAAUGAAGAGCUGUCCAAACUAGUGGCUUCAAGCAACUGAGUAGGGUGAGUGUCCAAUUAACAACAUGUUUAGAUACAUUGCUAUCUUAGUACUGUAACACUAUAGAUGAGUGUCCCUACGAUGUACCGAGAUUAUUUUGGUACAAUUGGGAGAAAACUCUCUUUCUUGUUUCCUUUUCUUUUGUACUUGUGUUGAUGUACACAAGUUGUUGUGAUGCCAAUUUCAUUGAUUCUUUUGUAAAAUUCUAGAGCCAUAUGCAAUGCAAUACUGAGCAUUACCUGGAGAUGUGCUACAGAGUGAAUGGGUUUCAGUUCUCUUAUCAACUGUACUCCGUCUUG
This is a messenger RNA of Oryza brachyantha (malo sina), 3121 nucleotides long. RefSeq names its product probable receptor-like protein kinase At1g30570. Bases 239 to 2782 code for a protein of 847 amino acids. Gene Ontology annotation, cellular component: plasmodesma; plasma membrane. Gene Ontology annotation, molecular function: transmembrane receptor protein tyrosine kinase activity; ATP binding. The record is from RefSeq and is a predicted model, not a curated record. NCBI's taxonomy places the organism in Eukaryota, Viridiplantae, Streptophyta, Magnoliopsida, Poales, Poaceae. Gene Ontology annotation, biological process: protein autophosphorylation. The transcript is spliced from 2 exons.